Messenger RNA from Aphanomyces astaci, 558 nucleotides. RefSeq lists its product as hypothetical. The transcript is spliced from 4 exons. Bases 1 to 558 code for a protein of 185 amino acids. NCBI's taxonomy places the organism in Eukaryota, Oomycota, Saprolegniomycetes, Saprolegniales, Verrucalvaceae. The record is from RefSeq and is a predicted model, not a curated record.
AUGAACGAGGACCCGCGGAAUCGACCAGCAGACGUGGCUGCCGCGCUACUCACAGACUUGUGCCGCCAAACACACAACACGACUGGUACGCCGAUUACGCCGAUAGACUUGCACUUCGCCGACCGCAUCAUCGCACCACCGACCUAUCCGCCAACAGCAACGUUGGCUGGUGGCAUCAGUCUAGGUCGAUGCCACCGAUUCUCCCAUGAAAUGAGCCCUGCUGCCAUCGAUGCAUGUGCCGACCCCGUCAGGAGUGGCGUCGCCGACCUCACACACGCAAUGGAUACGACACGAACGCUGCUAACGCCUCUGACGACAUUUACCGCUGUGAUCGGUGAUGGUGUGACAGGGCUCUCUACAUCUACCACGUCGGACAGCUCCGUCGACCAGGCGGCCGCACGAACCGACCACUCAGCGUCGUUUCACGAUGCUUACGUCACAGACGCCAACCAAAACCUCGGGGCAGACCACUGCAGCUUACAGAUCGCCAUCGACGUCAGCUCCUCAGAGAAGCCACCACCGGCGCGUCAAGCGCCGUCCAAAUCCGUACCGACUUGA